Messenger RNA from Drosophila hydei, 861 nucleotides. RefSeq lists its product as uncharacterized. Bases 77 to 727 code for a protein of 216 amino acids. The transcript is spliced from 2 exons. The record is from RefSeq and is a predicted model, not a curated record. Lineage: Eukaryota; Metazoa; Arthropoda; Insecta; Diptera; Drosophilidae.
GUCAGAACGCAAACAUUCAAAUCACAGGCAGCUCGUAAAUCCUGACCAGAUAAAAUAUUCCAAAUUUUUAGCCAACAUGGCUCAUCGAAUCAAGCUUCGGGCCGACGACUAUGAUGUUGUCGGCGCUGUUCCACGUGAUCUUUCGGUAAUAAAAAAUUUUUUAAAGCGAGACUGCGCCGUCAAGCGCUUAAUUGAGAUUGAGGAAGACUUUCUCAAUAAAUGCUUGCAAAAGAGGGCCGAAGAGGAGGCCGAAGAGGCGAAACAGAAAGCCAAGAAGUCACAAAUAGGAGCCAUCACUCAAGAAGAAGAGGUGACAGUUCCGGAUCCAUGUACGAGUACAUCGCCGCCUUCUGUCAAUGCAGCCGACUACUGUGAUCCAUGUCGGCGACUUCAGACUUCUGUCGUCCUGGAAGAGCUAACAAAACCGGCCAAUAACAAUCCUGCUUUCGGCUUUGCGCCGUACUUCGAUGAGGAAACUGUGUUGGAUAAGUCGCAGCCGAUCAAGUUUCGGUUUCGCAGAAAGCGAAGCAGCUGCGACACUGAGAAUCGAUCGUCGCUGCCCUGCGUGCCGACCGAGAAUACAAACGUUAUGGUCCUCACCAACAUCAAUGACAUAAUGGUCUGGCCCAGCCAAAAGGUGGCUCAGAUGAAUCGUGUCCCAGUUACCCUAUUAUCGGGCGUGGGCGAUCUGACUGAGUACAUGCUGGAGGAGGAGACAAUCAUGUAGAAAUUUUGGAAUAAAUAAAAUGUUUUUGACUUAAAAUUUUAAAUCAGAUCAAGAGUAAAACAAAACCAGUCCUAGACAAAGCCGAAGUGAAUAAAGAGAAGAGAGAGAAGAGAAGAGACAUCAGAGAAAAUAUC